UCAAGUGAUUGAGAUGAUCUAUACCUUCCACACGCCUCCCCCUGUCCGAUAUAUGGCUGAGCACUGUUCGCCCCGUGUUUAUGGAGUACGAGUAUGGCAGAUCCUUGAAGAAACGAGGCUCCCGGAGUCGUCUCAGCCAGAUCUACUCCACGAAAGGCAGUCAAAGCUCCAUUUCAGCUCAUCGAGCUGACUGCGACCUUCGGAAGCAGAAAGACAUCCAUGUCGGUUUGCGGUCGAAUUUCCCUGAGGCAAUGGCUAUUAAAUGCUAUGCCUACAGAGAGUCGGAAAUUCCUGGCCAUGUUCAUCAGUUUUGGGAGUUCGGUCUGUGGUCCAAACAUGUACAGUAUGCGGACCAAAAUAUCACCAGCCGCUGGUUUGGCAUUGGACCUGCAUGAGUUUUGAGUGGCAAAUACUUCAUGAGAGUGCUGGGAAGUCAUGAAUUUACCUCGCCAUGUAAAAUAUGGUGGCUUCGUCUAACCAGUUGGACGGACAUUUUGCGUAUAUGGAAGCAAAAUCUGCAGUUGACUAUAGAACAAGGCUGGAGAAUUGGUCUUUCUUGCCACUGUUUUUGCGAACUACGAAUAUAUAAACGCCUUUUCUGCCCAAGAUCUUGCCAUUAUGUGUAUGGGAUUGAUGGGGUUGUGCCAAAACCUCCAUGUGAAUUCAGUCUGCUGCUCGACAACGCGAGAACAGGUCGAUAAUCUACUAUGACAUUCGUC
Molecule: messenger RNA, 719 nt
Organism: Exophiala oligosperma
Lineage: Eukaryota; Fungi; Ascomycota; Eurotiomycetes; Chaetothyriales; Herpotrichiellaceae
Exons: 1
Coding region: 81-395 (104 amino acids)
Source: RefSeq, a predicted model, not a curated record